Molecule: messenger RNA, 1883 nt
Organism: Punctularia strigosozonata HHB-11173 SS5
Lineage: Eukaryota; Fungi; Basidiomycota; Agaricomycetes; Corticiales; Punctulariaceae
Product: CBD9-like protein
Exons: 8
Coding region: 311-1657 (448 amino acids)
Source: RefSeq, a predicted model, not a curated record
GUGGACGAGGGAACGCGCGCACCGGGAAGGGCAAUGGCGCAGGGACGGUCCUAGCCCGGCCUCCGCGCAUCUCUCGCUCUCACCGGCUGUCGGUCGUCCAAACGGCUGGCUAUCAUUGGACCUUGCCCUCGGCGCGGGAGACAUCAAAACGGGUCCAGGAUCGCAAAUAUGAUUCUCUCUGAAGGGGGCUUAGCGUGAUAUUAAAGGGACGCGCGCCCGCGGUGACCGGGUUGCGAGACCAACAUCCCCUGUCUGCCCAACGUCCUCUCCUUACCAUAUCACAGUCGUCUCCUGGGUUAUUUGGACCACAAUGUGGAUCCUUUCGUCGGGGCUUUUGGCGUUGUCGUUGGGUGCAGUCGGUCUGGCGCGGCCGGACCCUGCAGCGCUCGGACUGUCCCCGAGGCAGACCAGCACGACCGCAACGGGCGAGUCGAAAUGCUUUGUAAACCUGAUGUGCAUAUCCGGCGUCCUGAACGGCUCGACAGUAGAGUACACUCUCCAAUCCGCCGGGAGCCAGAAGCCGGGAUGGAUGGCCAUGGGCUUCGGCACGCUCAUGUCCAACUCCCAAAUGGUCAUCAUGUGGAGCAACUCGGACGGGUCCGUCACUCUCUCGCAGCGCACCGCGUCGGGCGAGUCGAUGCCCAAAGUCGACCCCUCGCCGUCGCGCGUCGCGACGCUCCAGACCUCUCUCAGCACAACCUCGGGCUCGAACCCCAAAUUCGUGUACACCGUUCCCUCAGACUCGACCACGAAGCAGAACAUCAUCUGGGCGUUCGGCACGCAGAACCCGGGCAACGCCGCCGAGGACGCGACGAUCAUCCAACACAUCAGCUCGGGCAUGAGCACGCUCGACCUCUCCGCCACGCUCACCGGCGACCCGACCUCACCCGCCGCGCCCUCCACCACCUCCUCUACCUCCUCCUCCGGCUCCGGCUCCGGCUCCGGCUCCGGCUCCGGCUCGACUAAAGGCGGGUCGGGAUCGUCGAGCUCAGGAGGAGCGUCGAGUCUGCCUUUUGCGCCGUACCAGCGCAUGAUCAUCGCCCACGCCGUCUUCAUGGCCUUCGGCUUCCUCAUCGCGCUCCCGACCGGUGCGCUGCUGGCUCGCUAUCUCAGGACGUAUUGGCCUGGCUGGAUGGGCGCGCACGUCUUCGCGCAGUUCGUGCUUGCGGCGCCGUCCGUGAUCGUCGGACUCGCGCUUGGGAUCAAGGCGGUGUCCACGGCCGGCGCCCCGCACCUCAACGAUGACCACAAGAAAUGGGGCGUCGCGAUCUUCGUGCUGUACAUCGCGCAGUGCUGCGUCGGCAUGUUCAUCCACAAGGUCAAGCCGCGCGACCACCAGUCCCGGCCGCGCCCGCCGCAGAACUACUUCCACGCCGUCUUCGGCCUGCUCGUCAUCGCGCUCGCGUUCUACCAAGUCCGGAACGGAUACAAGACCGAGUGGCCCAUGACGACCGGCCGGGGCGAUGUUCCCGACGCCGUGAACAUCGUGUGGUAUAUCUGGGUCGUGCUGCUCCCGGUGCUGUACCUCGCGGGCCUCACGCUCCUGCGGAGACAGUACCGCCUCGAGCGCGCGAGCCGGACGGGCAGCAAGGAGCGCCCGGCCGACGACGACUACAUGCUCAAUCAGCGCCCGAGCGGCGAGUACCGCGACUACUAGACCCCCCGCUCUCUCUCUCUUUUCGUUCUCGGUGUUUUCUCCAAUGCCCAUGCGUCGAGGCAAAAAAAAAAAACCCCGCGCGUGUGAGGCGCAGAUCUCUCGGGCGUUCUGGGCGUGUGGAAGGGGGGAGAAAGCGGCUGCAUACGGUAAUAUGGACGUUAGAACAUGGACGCGCGCGUGGGGGUUCAUUGGAGAUCCGACGACGACAUCUCUACUACAUAUCGAC